CUUCAGAUCGUUGAUCACGUGGUUUUCCUUCCUUUUAUGGUUGCAAAUCGUCGAACGGAAAUAUGGUUUUCCGACGACAGGAAGAGGAGCAGCGAGGCGUGUGAUCUUUGACGCUGUUUUGCUGUGAAAAUAUAAUAUUAAGUCUAAUUUGUUUGGACCUUCUAACAACGGACAACAGAGGAAGCCGUAUCUAAUCUUAAACGGAAGUGAAAUGAGCAUAGAUGGUCAUUAACUUCCGUAUAUGUUUAAAAGUGCGUAGGAUAAAUAUUGCUCUUUCGCCGCCUGGCAGCCACAUCACUUUGUUACUAGCGUGAAUGUUGAGUCACUCCAAAAUAUUUUGUCCUGAAGAUUCCGUCGCGUAAAUGAUCCGUUCCGGAGUAUGAUUUCCAAAAUGGGCUGCAUUCUUGACGUUACAUUGCUGGGUUUGGAUUAAAUAAAUAGCGUCGCGGAAGAGUACCAUGGCAGGACAAGCCAACAUGAGGACCAACAGAAGAGUUCUCAGAGAGGGGUUUCUUCACAAGAAAACCAGUCUCCUCAAGCAAUGGCGAACCAGGUUCGUGGUGCUCAACAGGCAGUUGCUUUGUAUUUUCAAGAAAGAAGAAGAUGAGAAACGUGGGAGAACAGCAGAUGGUCGGAUAUUCUUAGUUGACAUAGAAGCGGUUGAGAAGUUUGAGACCAAGAAACGAAAACAUUGUUUUAAUUUGAUCGUGGAGGGGAAGCCUUUCUUCAGCUUCUGCUGCAGUUCUGAGUUAGAUAGAGAGCUGUGGAUUCGAUCUAUUCAAGCAGGAAAGGAGAGUGAGUUAAAGGAAGAAGAAACUGAUCCAAUCAGGCGAAAGAGCAUCAAGUUAACCGGUGGAUUAAAGCGUAUCACAAUUCCUAGAGAGAAAGGACAAGGGUUGGGGUGCACAAUUAAAAAUGUUGGUGGCGUCAUAUUUGUGAAUAGAAUCCUAGAAGACGGCCCAGUUUCUACAUCUGGAAUACUGAGACCAGGUAUAGUUUGUUAUUUUAAUUUGCAAAGUAUUUUCUAUUUCUUAUGAUGCAUCUUGACAACUCAGAAAUUAGAACAGCAUUUGUUUCACCUCAUUUUAAUCUGGUGUUAUUUCAUAUCGCUCUGUUUAUCCUGAAAACAUCUGACAUCUUUUGGUGUGGGCGGACUUUUCGACAUGUAAUUAAUUAGAAGGUGUCCAUUCUAUGUAAAAUUUCAAUUCUAAUGUGGCUUAUGAGUCAUCGACGGAAAAACAGCUAAUGGCUUGGAAGUCUAAGAAGCAUAAAAGAACCAAUAAGUCCCUUAAACAAAGGGUGGAAGCUUAUGUCAUUUUACGCAUCUAAAGUUCGCACAGGUGUUCGUGUUUGCGGGCUAUUUAAAAGAAAAAUUGUAGGCUAAGGUCUAUUCUAGUGGUAAACCAUCUUCCAUAUUUCGCAGUCAAAUUUUAGGCCAUUUUUAAGCCUUAACUUGAUUUUAUCGCUUUGAACAAGCGCAUUUUGAAAUGCACGUAUCUGCCCCUUUGUUCAUUUUGUUGUGUCUAAUAAUUGUCAAAUUUUCAUGCCAUUCAAACCUAAAAUCACCCACUAUUUGUGCUAAUUUUCAUAUGCAAAUACGGAUACGCUGUAAACACGCAAAUGCUCGCUUUAUUGAUUUCCAGACUCACAGUGUUACAUUGUCUUUGAAUGAAUCCGUGUGAAAAUUUUUUUGAAAAUAGGUCGUAUUUUUUAAUUUAUUAGUACUAUUACAACUUCUUCCUUUGUUAUAUUUCAUACAUAUUAUAAUAUUUACUUUUUAAAGCUUGCCGUAAUCUCCAUUGAAAUAAGACGGCUAGUCUUGUUUUGAAAGAGUGUAAUAGUAUUGUCAUUACACGGUGUAAAGUAUUUGUCAAAUUCUAUGUUAUUAUUAUUUCUUUUCUUAUUUGAUAGUUUUCUCAAAAAAUUUAACCACCAGAAGUCCUCUAUUUAGCCCCCAUCUUUAGCCCCCCAAACCCCCUUUUCAGGGGAGGAAAGUUGUAAGCCCCCCAUUCUUUUAAGGUCCCCAUCCCCAGAAAAGCUAUGAACAUAGGCUUAUUCAUCAUAACCCAAUAAUUAUUGUCAAAAGAUGCAAUAUGAUCUGGUAUGAUUUAUUCACAUGCUGGAAGUUGAAAUUGGUUUUGGUCUUCAGCUGCAAGACCUCCAUUGUCAUGUGCUUGACCUUUUCUAAUUUGCGUCCUAGCUCUUUGUGGAGAAUCAAUACCAAUUUCUGGUUGUUUGGAAAUUAAAGCGAUGUGUUACGCCGUUUCAGUAAAUUAAAUAAACCCCCCUCCCCCUUGCUCAAAUUAGCCCCCGUUUAAGUCCCCCCCUUCAAAUGUGCUUGAAAUAAAAUAGGCCCCCUUGUGGGCUCCAUAGAGGAUAUAUGUUAUAAAUUAUUUGCUUAUAAUCUAACCUCUAACUCACCAAUCAAAAAUGUAUACUAAUUUUUUUCUAGGUUUAAGUAAUAUUAUGUUGAAAAAAAAAACAUGCAUAACCCAGUAUAGCGGAUUAAAUUGCUAAAAUGUUAAGGUUUCUAUUUUGCUUAUUUUUUAAUAAAUGCAGUGGUGUUAUAAAAGUUGUUUAUAAACGUGAUGUAUAAUUUUAACAGAUAUUAAAAUAUUUAAAUUUUUGGCACUUUUACAAUAUAAAUAUUUUUUACCAACACUGAAAAGGCACAGUAAUGUAAAUAUUUUGAUGCUUAAAACUUACUACUCUGUUUUAACUUAACCAAUGUUGUUAACUUUCAUAGUGAUAUAACAGCUUAAAAUUUUUGUAUAUUUUUUUGCAUAACUUAAAGACAAAACACCUGCUCACCGCUUUCACUAAAUUCCUUUUGAAAAAAAGAUCUGAAAAUUGACUGCAUGAUUACUUUCACCAACAACAUCAGAACUGCUUAUGUGUUGCCUGUUAACAUCAUAGGUUACAAGUUACUUCUUAAUUUGAGCGGAAAAUUUUAGCAAUGUGAGUUUAUUCAUAAAAUUUUUCACAUGUGAAGUUGCAAAUUGCUUUGACAAAGUAUCCAUGCAUCUUACCUGACAGCCAGCUAAAGAUGGUCUCCAGCUUCAAAAAUAUUACAGAUGAAGACAUCAGGGCAUUAAAAGACUGCACUCACUCUUUAAAACAUCUAAAGACGUAAAGACAGAACAAUUUUUACCAGAAAGUUGUGAACUUGAAAUUGCGUGCUUUAAACUUUUCUCAGUAUAAACAAUAAACAAGCCAAAAACUCAUGAUUGCGAUUGUCAGCAAAGUUUGAAAAUGGUACACUCAAGAAAUAAGAUAAACUAAUUUCCCUGGCCCAAAGGUGCGGGAAAUUAGUAGAAUUUUGACUUAGAAUUUUGUGAAAUUAUUACUUUCACUGAGCUGAGGUUUAGUUACCAUUUGAUCAUACACAUGAAUCAUCAACAGCUUUAGUUUUCAGUUUGACUAUUUAGCAUUUGGAGGCAACAUUUGGACUGUUUUGUUAGUUUCGUUUUUUUGCCGGUAGUUAAAGAGGUUUUUGCAAAUGUUUAUCAGAAUAAAAUAUGUCAUGAUUGUCAUCCCAAGACUCAGGUUUGUGGUGCUAUACCUAGGCCCAUGACGUAACAAAUCAUUUUAAUAUGACCAACAUUUUGAGGACAUUAACCCUUUUGAUGCAGAUAUGAGUAUGCAUGCAUAUAUUUUCUUCACUGAUCUUCAUUCUUUUAGCUAUGAUACUAAUGAGAAUUUACUCCAAACAAAUUUUGAUUUCCUUUUUCUCACGACCUUUAAAUAUAAUAUUUUAUUACUUACACAUUACAUACAAUGUACACACAAAACCUUUAUUUCUCUUGAAAUUGUAGGUUUAAAAAAAUGUUCAAGUGAGGCCUUUAACUGCUAUAACUAAAAAUAAUAAUAAAAUUAAGAUUAAAAUCUGAUAUUUCGCUGAUCAACGGCAUCAUUUUAGAGUAAAUAUAGUAAAAACUAUAGUUAAAUUUAAGAGUAGGUAAAACAACUAAUUUUAACUAAGAGGUGUUAGCUACAAUAGCUAAUAUCUCCAAGAUUAUACUGUUGCAACAAGUGUUAAAAUAAGGAGAAACAAGAACGCUCUUACAGCACAAGCGUUCAGUCUCAUUUGCUUGGAGAUUAGAUCGAGAAAUGAGGAGGCAAUUUAUUCGACACAAAACAGCAUUUACUUGUUAAAGGAUUUUUACUUCCUACUUUUUCAAUGGCGAGUAUUCUUCAGGAUAUUCACUUUUUAUUUGUUUCUGAAUUGAUUUAGUACACGUGUUAGUGACGACCGGAAAUAUGUCUGCGGUUACAGGCUAUAUGCGUGUAUAAAUACACAAAAAUUCAAGGGCCUCGAUUCCAGAGAAAUUACAUCAUUGCCAGAACUUUAAAAAAAGUGAUUUACAUGGCACGUCAUUUCAAUCAUCGCCGAAAAUAAACCGCAUGUUCAUGACACGAGUCAUUUGCAUACAAUGAAAGCUUACAACACUUGACCAUGGCAUCCCAGUUUUGCUAAAAAAGAUUCUUUUUUUUUCUUUUUUUCAACCACUCAGUAGUGUUCACUUGUUCCAAAGUAAUCAACGCCCUCAAGCGAUAGAAUUUGUGGACCGACAUGUUUAGGAAAGCUCUAAAUUUAAUCUUUCCUAAGCUUUCUUCGCAAAACAUGCAUGACUUCGGUCACGCAACAAUUAUUAUUCCCAGUUUCCACGGUCUCUGCUUGGAAUGCCUGGCACAAUGAUCCCCCUUUUGUGUCAUAAAUACAAAGAAAAACGGGUUGCAGAUUAUGAGUCUCGCUGCUUAUGCAAGCGAGAUUAAUUACUCUGGUCAUUCUCAGAGGGGAAAGGUUUAACAGGGAUCCCACUGCAUGAACAUGUAACUGCAUGAUGGCUGCCUGUGAAAAUCUUUAAGGCUGGUGUUAAUAUUAGUCUCUCUAAGACUGCUAGAAGUUUGUGAUUUUAACUUACAAUAAUUAUUGCUUCUGUAAUUAAACAGGAGAUCAGAUUCUUGACAUCAAUGGCAUUGAGAUUGGAGGACGUUCUGUGUCUGAGAUCAGUGAAAUAAUCAAAGGAAGCCCAGAGAUAGUUAUAUGCACAGUCAAACCAUCCUCAGAUUACCGUUACUGUGACACAGGCCAAGUAGGUGGGCACACCGAAUAUGCUGAAAUAGACUUGGAUUCAUUGAAAGCAAAAGGUGAUGAUGAUGAUGAUGAUGAUGAUGAUGACAAUAAGAGUGUGUCCAAAAACGGGAGCAUUGGCAGGGACAAAAAACAUUCUGAUGCAAAGCCUCAGCAGAAAAGACAUUCACUACCAUCAGUUCUGCCAGACCCGAUAUUGGAUGCUGGAGCUUCGCCAAGGAGCAAAGAGGACACACUAAAUUAUCUUGAGUUGAACUUUGGAGAGAACGGACCUCGUAAUAAGAGUGAUGUGUCUCGGUCACCUAAAGUCCCACCUAGAAUGAACAAACCACAAAACAAGCCUGCUUAUGUUGAGCUUGAGUUUAAAACCAAAGACAGCAAAAGCCAGAGCUCUGAAAGGGCAAGAAACAGUACUGCUGCCGGAGAAGUUGACAGAAAGAGUAAUUCACUUCCGCGACAAUAAAAUAGUCCUUUAGAGUUAACAGGUUUUAAGUUCCAGCAUGUCACAUUUCAGCUUUGUUCCCUUGAAAUAUCUGUCAUGUUAUUAGAAUUCAGGUAGGGUUGAUGGGACCAUUGGGCUGCAACAAGAACAGAUUUGAGGGUCCAACCAUUAUUAUUACUUUAGUAAAAUUACACAUUGACCUAAAUCUGGAAAAAUCUCGCACCUGGUGAUUGAAAGAGUGGCCACUUGAACAAACAGUUACAAGAAUUUAACUGAAUAGCCUGCAUGGCAAAAGUUUGUCGCUUGCACGGCAAUGUUUCCCUACCAAUAAUUGGUGUGCUCUUUUGAUCGUGUUUACAAAAUGUAUGGGCUCACGGGUCAGCUUUUUUGUCUGUUCAUCUUCUACCCUUUUCUUCUGUGUUUCUUGCGCUUUAUGCACUUUGGAAAGCAAAUAACUGCUGUGCAGGCUGUGGGAAAUAGAAUGUUUCAGCCACCCCCCCGUCCGUUCACCCUCUACAUUCUGCGAAGGGAAUGCUGGUCAUGAACUGGAUGGUGAUGAAUAUGCAGAUAUUUAUAGCUGUUGUAAUAGACCAUAAUCAGUAAAUAAAUAUUCUCUAGCAGUAUUAGUAUAGGAAAUAGCAUGAUUUGUAGUGAAAUUUGGCAUAAAUACCACGAGUGAUAUUUCAAAAUAUUGUUAUCCGUAAUUUUUACGAGCCGUUAGGCGAGUGAAAUUUGAGACAAUGUUGAAAUAUCACAAGUGGUAUUUAUGCCAAAUAUCACGUACAAAUUAUGCUGUUAUUUGUUUAUACUACUACCCACAAAAGGUUUCUAAUUUUCACAUGUAGAUAUUUCAAAUUAAGCUGAAAUACCACUGCUCUAAGCCCGUCAAAUUGCAGAAAUUUCCCUUGUAGAAGUAUAAUUAAGGCAAGCCUGCGGUGAAAAAUUACACUGGUUCCCCCUUUCAUCAAGCACACCUAUCUGUGAGCUACUACUGCUUCAAUGUAGUGAGGAUAGAAAACCUGUCUUUAAAAAAUUAUUUAUUUUAAUUAUUAUAAUACUCCUUUAAAAAAUGAAAACUUCCCCUGGAAAUAUUGCAGCAGUUUAAUGUUCACUGCGAAACCCAAGAGCCAUGAAAUGUUUAUAUGUGAUAGAGCCAUGUCAGCUUUAUUUUAAUAGUAUCUCAGAAAUAUAUUGUUAUGUACUGUGUGCAAUUUAUGCAUCUUGGGAACAUAUUAAAUAAAAUAUUUCAUAAUAACCUGUAGCUUAUCCAAUUUUAUCCUAUUUAUUGUAGCUAAUUCAGCAAAAAGACAAUGGCUGAUGAUCGUAACUUAAACAGAGAAAUUUAAAAAAUAUCAUAUUGUUAUUAUUUAUUGAUUAGAGUGCCUAAUACUUCAGGUACUGUGAGUCAUUGUGUUCUUUAUGUCAGGGAAGUAUGUAUACAAUUAACACACGUACAGGGGAAGGAUUGGAUUAACAUGCUUUUUUAACCAUUGUCUCACAUUUGCAUGGUUUUCUCAGCCCACUUCUUCAGUUUCGUUUUUUAUUGUAGUCAUAACUUCAAGAAGCAAGGGCUGGGUUAAGAUAACCCAGCGUUAGUGGAAAAUUUCAAUUUAGAUAUGAAAGCCUAAAAAGCAAAUUCAGCUUUAUUCUUUUUAUCCACAAUUGGAUGAUUUGAUGCUCUAAAAAGAAUCGAGAAUAUUAUCCUGAAAAAUGCUUUUGAACAAUAAGAAACGAAACCUGGGUUAAAAUUUAACCCUGGGUUAGCGCUAAUCGGCCUUUGAACAACUAGGCCUAGUACAGUAAUUGUUUAGAAGUUUUAUACAUAAAACUAUGUUCCACUUUGAUAUUGUGAAGGCGAAAAAGAACACUUAGAAAAAUUUUUAAGGCUUUCCUUUUUUAAUGGAAUGGGAAGCACUUGAAUUCAUGCAUCUUUAAGUGCCUGUUUUGCAAUGCUCUUUUUUGUCUCAGUGUAUUUUAACUUUCUAACUUGUAUGCACUGUACAUUGCUAGCUAUUUGCUGAAUAACUUUUGUACAAGUCUGUUGAAGGAGUCCUAACGAAUGACCUUUCAAAUGAAUGUUAUGGGGCACAUCUUGAUCAUGCGACACUACUUUAAUUUACUGUUCUCUAAUCGUUUUCAUUUGAUUUUGUGAAGCACAU
Messenger RNA from Porites lobata, 7696 nucleotides. Lineage: Eukaryota; Metazoa; Cnidaria; Anthozoa; Scleractinia; Poritidae. The record is from the annotation of a GenBank genome assembly.